This is a messenger RNA of Adineta steineri, 912 nucleotides long. The record is from the annotation of a GenBank genome assembly. Lineage: Eukaryota; Metazoa; Rotifera; Eurotatoria; Adinetida; Adinetidae.
AUGAUUAAUAAUCAAACAAAAACCAAUGGUUUUAUACUUAGUUUGGUUUCUCUUGGUUUAAAUACAUUUGCAUGUUUGAUAUCAUGUAUAGUUUUUCUUAUUAUUGUAUAUCAUCUUUAUUAUAAUCAUGUCAAACGUGAAGACAAAAUAACUGUUGUUCUUUGUGCUCAUAUAUAUUUAGCAAUUUUAAUAUAUUCAUCAAUGUUAUCAUCAAUGAGUAUUCGAUCAAUGCUGGGAUAUUUAGCUUCUGUAAUGCUUGCUAUGUUGUACAUGACCUUUGUAAAUCAGGCAUUCUAUCGUCUUAUUCGAAUUGUUUAUUCUCAAAAUAGAUGGUUUCAAUCUUUAAAAUUAUAUAUAAUAUUACCUAUUAUAGAAAUAAUAGUAGUAACAUCUAUUCUUCUAUGUAUUCUUAUACCUUUGAAUGGUGUGACAUAUUUUCCAAAUGAUUACUUUUGUUAUCCAAUAUACACAAAUAUUCCUGGUAUUCUUUCAGCAGCAGUUGUUGCUUACAUAGGUCCAUUUUGUUGUUUAUUAUUUAUUUAUCUACAUAUAACAAGAUUUAUUCAUCAACAAGGAAAUACGCAAACACUAGUAGUCAAACAAAGACAAGUUCGCGAUUUACUUAUUAUUCGACGUAUUUUAAUUAUUGUUAGUUUUUUACUUAUUCUUGGAAUACCUGCCAUGACGUUUAUAUUUAUGUUUAUAAUAACAGGUGAAGAAUAUCCAGUACUUGGUCGAAUUGUAUUUUUACCAGUUAGUGUAUCUGAAGCAGGAUUGAGUAUCGCAUUACUUUUUUCUAUUCCACAACUAAAAAAUAUUGUUCUAAAGUUACGAAUAAUAAGAAAAGUGAUGCCUGCCAAUCAAAUCGUGCAAGGUACAGUACAAGUAAGAACGAUUAUUAGUAUUCAAUAA